Molecule: messenger RNA, 2674 nt
Organism: Chionomys nivalis (European snow vole)
Lineage: Eukaryota; Metazoa; Chordata; Mammalia; Rodentia; Cricetidae
Gene: Cep63
Product: centrosomal protein 63
Exons: 13
Coding region: 105-1787 (560 amino acids)
Biological process (GO): de novo centriole assembly involved in multi-ciliated epithelial cell differentiation; centriole replication
Cellular component (GO): centriole
Source: RefSeq, a predicted model, not a curated record
GCGCGCUCUGUAACCGCCUGCGUGCCCCAAAGCCGGGCGAGCCGCGGCUGGUUGUGGUGCGGACGCGGCCCUGGCCACCGUGGUGCCGCUAACCUCCAGGCCGCAUGGCCCGCUGCCGCUGCCCGUUGCCGGCCGCCUGCAGCCAGGCCCGCUGCCGUCCACCCGCGGCCGCCCGGGCGCAGGACCCCCGGGUUGCUCCGACUCCUCCAUAUGCAGCUCCGUGCUGGCCGGCCAGUUGCCAGAACAAAGGGGAUUUAGCGAUGGAGGCCUUGUUGGAAGGAAUACAAAAUCGAGGGCAUAGCGGGGGAUUUUUGACAUCCUGUGAAGCAGAGCUGCAGGAGCUCAUGAAACAGAUCGACAUAAUGGUGGCACAUAAGAAAUCUGAAUGGGAGGGGCAGACGCACGCGCUGGAGACUUGUUUGGACAUCCGCGAUCGGGAGCUGAAGACGCUGAGAAGUCAGCUGGACAUGAAGCACAAGGAGAUCGGAAUGUUGCAUCAGCAGAUAGAAGAACAUGAAAAAAACAAGCAAGAAAUGGCCAUGGAGUAUAAGCAGGAGUUAAAGAAACUGCAGGAGGAAUUAGGCAGACUGAAAAGAAGCUACGAAAAGCUGCAGAAAAAGCAACUAAGAGAAUUUAGAGGAAAUACCAAAAGUCUCCGGGAGGAUCGGUCUGAGAUUGAGAGGCUGACUGGAAAAAUAGAGGAAUUCCGACAGAAGUCUCUGGACUGGGAGAAGCAGCGUUUGAUUUAUCAGCAACAGGUAUCUUCUCUGGAAGCACAGAGGAAGGCUUUAGCUGAACAGUCGGAGAUCAUUCAGGCUCAGCUUGCUAACCGGAAACAGAAAUUAGAGUCUGUGGAGCUGUCCAGCCAGUCAGAAAUCCAGCACCUGAGCAGUAAGCUCGAGCGGGCCAAGGACACCAUUUGUGCCAACGAGCUGGAAAUAGAGCGCCUUAAUAUGAGGGUCAAUGACCUGAUGGGGACCAAUAUGACUAUCCUGCAGGAGCAGCGGCAGAAGGAGGAGAAACUGAGGGAGUCUGAAAAGUUAUUAGAGGCUCUGCAGGAAGAACAGAAAGGAUUGAAGGCAAGUCUUCAAUCUCAAGAAAACUUCAUCCUUGAGGCAAAAAUGCAGAAGGAGAAACUGCAAACAAAAUUGAAGACAGUUGACACCCAGCACUCCAUAGAAAGCAUGAGGCCGCUGGAGAAGUGUCAGGUGGAAAGAAAGUUCCCUUCUCCAGGCCCAGGAGUCCUAGAUAAUGUGCUGUCACAGCUGGACUUCAGCCACACCAGCGAGGAGCUCCUGCAGGCAGAGGUGACUCGUCUUGAAGGCAGUUUGGAAUCUGUGAGUGCAACAUGUAAACAGCUGAGCCAAGAAUUAAUGGAAAAAUAUGAAGAACUGAAGAAAAUGGAAGGGCAUAACAAUGAAUACAGGACCGAGAUUAAAAAGUUGAAAGAACAGAUUCUGCAGGCUGAUCAGACCUAUAGCUCUGCGCUGGAAGGAAUGAAGUUGGAAAUCUCCCAGCUGACUCGCGAGUUACACCAGCGAGAUAUCACUAUUGCUUCUGCCAAGUGUUCCUCCUCAGACAUGGAAAAGCAGCUGAAGGCAGAGAUGCAGAAAGCAGAAGAAAAGGCAGUAGAGCAUAAGGAGAUUCUGAGUCAGCUAGAAUCACUCAAGUUAGAAAAUCGCCGUCUUUCUGAAACAGUGAUGAAGCUGGAACUGGGCUUGCACGAGGGAGUUCUGCCUCCAAAACGAUGUAUAGUCACACAAGGCUCUCCAUUUGCUCCCAAGUAGUCCCAAUUUCACAAUCAUGGAGGCUGAGAUGGAAGAAAAUGCAAAAGGCUAGAAGAACACUUACUUCUAACUAGAAAAAUAGAGGACUUUUUCUGUAAUCUUUCAGAUGGGAAGAUUCUCUGAGCAUCAUGAAACCAUAAAGGAUUUUACAACAUAAAAAUGUAAAGUUUCUUGAUGGCAAAAGACUCCAUUAAAAAGACUAAUAAUAGAAGCCAGGUAUGGCAGCUCAUGUUUAUAAACCCAGCUACUCAGGAGGCUGAGGCAGGAGGACUAAGAGUUCAAGCCCAAACUGGGCAAGACCCUGUCUCAGAAUAAAAGUAACAGCAAAAGAACUGGGAGUGUAUCUUAGAUGGAGAGCAAUUGCCUAGCAUGAGGCUCUAGAUUUGAUAUCCCUUGCACUGCAAAAGGAGUAAAUCAAUAAAUAAAUAAAAAUAAAACAAAUGACAGACAAGGAGAAGUAAUCUAUAAGCAGACGCAGGCUAUCAAAUAAGAAUGUCCUAAAGAGUAAUAGGAAAGGGAUGCAGAAGGAAAAUGGCAAAGAACUGAGUAGAUAUUUCAUAGAAAUUUAAAUUCAAGUGAGAGAGGGAAGCUGUUCAACUUCCCUAAUAACCAACAAUUUUAAAAAUAAAAUUUCUCUUGCUAAUGGACUUGAUAAUGCUUUAAAAAGCUAAUGUAUGGCUUCUUUUGGCAAAUUUUAAAAGGACAGGUUCUGCUGUGCACAUUGAUAUGACUUUCAGGAAAGUUUGGCCGUGGACAUCAAGCUGUAAAUACAUACAGCCCCAAGUACACCGGGGUAUUUACAACUGUGAUAUUAAUAGUCAUGUUCUUCAAUGUCCCCAGCAGUUUGCAUUUCCAAAGAACUCAUCUUGUAGGAGUAAAUGUCUAGA